This is a messenger RNA of Calidris pugnax (ruff), 10892 nucleotides long. RefSeq names its product pleckstrin homology domain interacting protein (gene PHIP). Gene Ontology annotation, molecular function: protein binding. The record is from RefSeq and is a predicted model, not a curated record. The transcript is spliced from 36 exons. Gene Ontology annotation, biological process: regulation of transcription by RNA polymerase II; regulation of cell shape; cytoskeleton organization. The coding region runs from base 323 to 5275 and encodes 1650 amino acids. Gene Ontology annotation, cellular component: nucleus. NCBI's taxonomy places the organism in Eukaryota, Metazoa, Chordata, Aves, Charadriiformes, Scolopacidae.
AUAUUACAGACACUUGGCACCUGAUCACUUGCUUCAAAUAUGCCAUCGGCUUGGACCGCUUCUAGAGCAAGAAAUUCCCCAAAGUGUCCCUGGGGUGCAGACGUUAUUAGGAGCUGGCAGACAGUCCUUGCUUCGUACAAACAAAAGUUGCAAACACGUGGUGUGGAAGGGAUCUGCUCUCGCUGCGCUACAUUGUGGGAGGCCUCCGGAGUCCCCUGUGAAUUAUGGCAGUCCACCCAGUAUAGUGGAUACCCUGUUUUCAAGAAAACUAAAUGGAAAAUACAGACUGGAACGCCUUGUUCCCACUGCAGUCUAUCAACACAUGAAGAUGCACAAACGGAUUUUAGGACACUUAUCCUCUGUCUACUGUGUAACUUUUGACCGGACUGGCAGGCGAAUAUUCACUGGCUCAGAUGACUGCCUCGUGAAGAUCUGGGCGACGGACGAUGGAAGGCUGUUGGCCACCCUGAGAGGGCACGCGGCCGAAAUAUCCGACAUGGCGGUGAACUACGAGAACACCAUGAUCGCUGCUGGGAGCUGCGACAAAAUGAUCCGCGUUUGGUGCCUUCGGACCUGCGCGCCCUUGGCCGUUCUGCAGGGCCACAGCGCCUCCAUAACCUCCCUGCAGUUCUCUCCACUGUGCAGUGGCUCAAAGAGAUACUUAUCUUCAACCGGGGCAGAUGGAACAAUAUGCUUUUGGCUGUGGGAUGCUGGCACCCUUAAAAUAAAUCCGAGGCCAACGAAGUUUACAGAGCGCCCUCGGCCCGGAGUCCAAAUGAUCUGUUCUUCUUUUAGUGCUGGUGGAAUGUUUUUGGCCACUGGGAGUACAGAUCACAUCAUUAGGGUUUAUUUCUUUGGAUCAGGUCAGCCAGAGAAGAUAUCAGAGUUGGAGUUUCAUACUGACAAAGUUGACAGCAUUCAGUUUUCUAAUAGUAGUAGCAGAUUUGUGAGUGGGAGCCGUGAUGGAACAGCACGAAUCUGGCAAUUUAAGCGACGGGAAUGGAAAAGCAUUUUGUUAGAUAUGGCUACUCGCCCAGCAGGGCAAAGUUUACAAGGAGUUGAAGAUAAAAUCACGAAGCUAAAAGUGACCAUGGUGGCGUGGGACCGCCACGACAACUCUGUCAUAACAGCAGUAAAUAACAUGACUCUGAAAGUUUGGAAUUCUUUCACUGGCCAACUCAUUCACAUUCUCAUGGGCCAUGAAGAUGAAGUGUUUGUACUUGAACCUCAUCCGUUUGAUCCAAGAGUUCUCUUCUCUGCUGGACACGAUGGAAAUGUCAUCGUUUGGGAUUUGGCAAGAGGGGUCAAAAUCCGGUCUUACUUCAACAUGAUUGAAGGCCAAGGACACGGGGCAGUUUUUGACUGCAAGUGCUCUCCUGACGGGCAGCAUUUUGCAUGUACUGAUUCUCACGGUCACCUUCUGAUUUUUGGCUUUGGUUCCAGUAGCAAAUACGACAAGAUAGCAGAUCAGAUGUUCUUUCAUAGUGAUUAUCGGCCCCUUAUCCGUGACGCCAACAACUUCGUCCUGGACGAACAGACCCAGCAGGCUCCCCACCUUAUGCCUCCCCCCUUUUUGGUUGACGUGGAUGGCAACCCUCAUCCUGCCAGGUAUCAGAGGCUGGUUCCUGGUCGUGAGAACUGCAGGGAGGAGCAGCUCAUUCCUCAGAUGGGAGUCACAUCUUCAGGCUUGAAUCAAGUUCUCAGUCAACAAGCCAAUCAGGAGGUGAGUCCGUUGGACAGCAUGAUCCAGAGGCUGCAGCAGGAGCAGGACCAGAGACGCUCCGGGGAGGCGGGGACCAGUAGCACCAGCCGGAUAAGCCGAGGGUCUGUAAGUUCUACCUCAGAAGUUCACUCACCCCCAAACAUCGGGCUGAGGCGCAGUGGGCAGAUCGAGGGCGUGCGUCAGAUGCACAGCAACGCCCCGCGCAGCGAAAUCGCCACCGAGCGCGACCUGGUGGCCUGGAGUCGGAGGGUGGUGGUGCCUGAGCUCUCUUCUGGUGUGGCCAGUAGGCAGGAGGAAUGGAGAACAGCGAAGGGAGAAGAAGAAAUCAGGGUGUAUCGAUCGGAAGAGAAGAGGAAACACGUAACGAGUCACAUUCAAAGAGAAAACAAAAUACCUGCUUUCUCUAAGAACCAUUCUCAUGACCAUCUCCUGGACACCAGCGACUCGAGGAAGCAGCAGGCCAACCAGCACAGCUACCGCACCAGAUACGCCGUGGAGGAGACCGCGAGGCCCGCGGAGGAGCUAGAAAAUGGGCACAGUUCCUCAGAUGAAGGGGAAGUGGUUGUUGCCAGUGGUGGGACAUCAGAAGACGAUGAAAGAGCGUGGCACAGUGAUGGCAGUUCUAGUGACUACUCCAGUGAUUAUUCUGACUGGACGGCAGAUGCAGGAAUCAAUUUGCAACCACCAAAGAAAAUUCCUAAAAUUAAAACAAAGAAAGCAGAAAGCAGUUCUGAGGAUGAAGAAGGACCUGAAAAACAAAAGAAGCAGAUUAAAAAGGAAAGGAAAAAAGGGAUUGAGGAGAAGGAUGGACCGUCAACAUCACCAAAGAAGAGGAAACCCAAAGAGAGAAAACAAAAGAGGCUGGCGGUGGGAGUUCUGGCCGAGAACGGCCUGACGCUGGAGGAGUGGCUGCCCUCGGCCUGGAUCACUGACACCGUUCCCCGCCGCUGCCCCUUCGUGCCACAGAUGGGAGAUGAGGUCUACUAUUUCCGACAAGGUCACGAAGCCUACGUUGUAAUGGCCAAGAAGAAUAAAAUAUAUAGUAUUAAUCCCAAGAAACAACCAUGGCAUAAAAUGGAAUUACGGGAGCAAGAGCUGAUGAAAAUAGUUGGGAUUAAGUAUGAAGUGGGGUUGCCUACUCUCUGCUGCCUAAAACUCGCCUUUCUUGACCCUGACACGGGUAAACUGACGGGAGGAUCAUUCACCAUGAAGUACCACGAUAUGCCUGACGUGAUAGAUUUCCUAGUUUUGAGGCAGCAGUUUGACGAUGCGAAACACAGGCGAUGGAACAUAGGCGAUCGUUUCAGGUCUGUGAUAGACGACGCGUGGUGGUUUGGGACCAUCGAGAGCCAGGAGCCUCUCCAGCCCGACUACCCCGAUAGCUUGUUCCAGUGCUACAACGUCUGCUGGGACAACGGUGACACUGAGAAGAUGAGCCCUUGGGACAUGGAGCUGAUACCAAGUAAUGCUGUGUUUCCUGAAGAACUGGGAACGAGUGUUCCUUUAACAGACGAUGAACGUCGGACGCUGCUCUAUAAACCUCUGGAUGGAGAGUGGGGCUCCAGGACCCGGGACGAGGAGUGUGACAGGGUUAUUGCAGGGAUAAACCAGCUCAUGACUCUGGAUAUUGCCUCUGCCUUCGUGGCACCUGUGGAUCUCCAAGCCUACCCCAUGUAUUGCACUGUUGUGGCCUAUCCCACGGACCUCAGCACCAUCAAACAGAGACUGGAAAGCAGAUUUUACAGGCGCCUCUCGUCGCUGAUGUGGGAGGUGCGGUACAUCGAACACAACACUCGCACCUUCAACGAGCCGGGGAGCCCCAUUGUCAAAUCUGCCAAAUUUGUCACCGAUCUGCUGCUGCACUUCAUCAAAGACCAGAGUUGCUACGACAUAAUCCCGCUGUACAACGCCAUGAAGAAGAAGGUGUUGUCUGACUCCGAUGAGGAAGAAGAGAAAGAUACAAAUGUGCCAGGAACUUCCACUAGAAAAAGAAAGGACCACCAGCCGAAGCGGCGGCUGCGUAACAGAGCCCAGUCCUACGACAUCCAGUCCUGGAAGAAGCAGUGCCAGGAGCUGCUCAACCUCAUCUUUCAGUGCGAAGACUCUGAGCCCUUUCGACAGCCCGUGGAUCUCCUGGAGUACCCGGAUUAUAGAGAUAUUAUUGACACUCCUAUGGAUUUUGCUACUGUUAGAGAAACACUGGAAGCUGGAAACUAUGAGUCACCAAUGGAGUUAUGUAAAGAUGUGAGACUUAUUUUCAGCAAUUCCAAGGCCUAUACGCCGAGUAAAAGAUCAAGGAUCUACAGCAUGAGUUUGCGCCUCUCUGCUUUCUUUGAAGAACACAUCAGCUCGAUUUUAUCGGAUUAUAAAUCUGCCCUGCGCUUUCAUAAAAGAAAUACAAUAAAGAAAAGAAGGAAAAAAAGAAGUAGGAGCAGCUCGGUGUCCAGUAGCGUUGCAUCCAGCCCCGAAAGGAAGAGGAGAUUAAUAAAACCUCCCCUGAAGGCGGAAUCCUCAGCCCCCUCUUCGUCGUGUGCGGCGGCACGGUCGCUGGCCCCGCGGCACGCUGCGCCCCAGCUGAACGGCAGGGCGGCCGACGCCUCCGCCCUCGUCAGGACCCGCAGCGCCAGGGGAGCGCCGGACGCCGCCGUCACCGAGCAGCCCUCCACCUCGUCAGGAGCUAAGCCCUUAACGAUAAAGCCUUUAAUCACAAAGCCUAAUGCUACUGCAGGGUCAGCAAAGUCAGUACUGGAGAAUUCAACCAAACAUUCCAAGAACCAGAAUGUGGUAUCCAUCCCCAGUCAGUCGGAUUACAGCCACAACACUAGGAAUAACUCCACAAGGGAAAAUCCCGAGAAAGAGAAGCAAAUCAAGCGCAAAGUCAAAUCUGCCACCGUUAAUCAACAAGCAGAUUGCAAGAAUAAUGCUCUGGCAUCGGGGAGCGUCCAGGUGAACGGGCACGGAGGGCAGCCCUCAAAACCCCCUGUUAAAAGAGGUCCUGGAAGGAAACCGAAGGUGGAGACGAAUUUAAACAGUAGCUGUGAAGUGGUGCACAAGAAAAGAGGCAGAAAACCAAAAAAGCUCCAACUGGUUGAACAGCAAAAGGUCGCAGAGCAGAACGCGAUCCAGACUGCAAGGGAUGUGCCCGAAGAAGCCUCCGCUUCUACCGCCUGUAAUUCUCUUUCUGAAAACAACAUGAAGGAAGACUUGUUACAAAAAAAAGGCCGUGGGGGUAGAAAGCCAAAAAGAAAGAUGAAGACCCAUCCCCCAGGCUCGGACCUUCCAGUUCCUGCGAAUGUUAAAAUGCAGACGAGGAGCAGGAGGAAAAAGAUGGAGGAGCCCAUGGAGGAGGGGUCUGAAGAGCUGAAAGACUCUGAACCUCACAUGAGAACUAGAAACCAGGGUAGGAGGACAGCCUUUUACAAUGAGGAUGACUCUGAGGAAGAGCAAAGGCAGCUGUUGUUUGAAGACACCUCCUUGACUUUCGGAACGUCUAGCAGAGGCCGAGUCCGAAAGUUGACUGAAAAAGCAAAAGCUAAUUUAAUCGGUUGGUGAUUUUUACCAAGGGUUUGACUUCAGAACGCUACGAAGCAGGUACAGUUAAGGAAGAGCAGACCAGACUUCUGCUUCCCUGCUGCUAUUGGGGGUUAGGAGAACAUGUUCUGAUUUGGGGAGAAAAAUUUAGCAAAAAAGAAAGAAAAAAAAAAAAACCCAACAAAAAACUGAAAGAACAUUCUUUGAAAGAAAUAUAUAUUUUAAACUUUUGCUAUUUAUUGCCCUCCAAAUAGGUUAUGCAUUUCAAGAGUCGUUUUGUUGACAGUUGGGAAUAAGUGAAGCAGUUUCUGAGUGAUGGCUGGAGCUGAGAACUGCUCUGCUCGCGUGGUGUCCCCACCCCCUUCACAAACGGUGACAGGACUCAGAGUGCCACAGACUGAAACCAGAAGUCUAUUUUUAACCAAGCAAGGUACACGGAGAUUGUAAAAGUCCAGUUGCCUGGGAAGGCAGGUUUUUUGGCAAAAAGUGGCAGUAAAUUCACUUACAUUUCUAUUAAAUACAAAAAAAAAAAAAUACCAAACUUUGCUAAUCUGAAAAUGCUUAAUUUCAGUUGUGAUGGAACGUUCAGCUGCAAAAGAAGCCUGGCACAGGCUGUUGGUUUAUCCAAGUUCUGCCAAACAUAGCAAAAAUGUAAUCACAAAUAUAUAUAUAUAUAUAUAUAUCCACAUUGGAAAAAGUUUGACUAAUGUCUAAUUUUUCAGACCUUGAUUCUUGUAUCAAUCACUAAAUCUCUGUUUAUUGUGCCAAAGACUGAGAAUCAGUGCAGUGGAAAAGCCUUUUUUUUUUUUUUGUUUUUUUGAUUCUUUCUUUUCGGGUGUCAGUACAACAUACCAUUUGCAGUGAUAAAAGCUGUGGAUUGUUUGAAAUAGCAAGUUGUUAACAUUGUUCUGAAAUGUAUCUUUUUUUUUUAAUUUUUUUUUUUGGUACUUUUGGUAGAAAAUAAUGCACUGGUGGGGUCCUUUGACAGAGAUGUUUUAGACAAAAUGUAUAAUUGGUUAAAGGAUUCAAGGAAAUGACAGGACAGGUAUGGAACGAUGAUGUUUACUUUCUGAUCCAGAUUGAUUGUUGUUUCUACAACUUUAGACGUGCUGAAGAGGCUAAAAUGACCUACAAAGAAGAGUGUUAUGUGUAUAUAUUAAUAUAUACAUAAAACACGUACCUAGAAAAUAUUACCCAGGUAUAAAUUUUUUUCAGGAUUUUUUAGAUAGCACUAGAAUUGAAGAGAAAUUUUAAAAUGUCAUAAUUUAUAGUUUAAUUUUAAGGGGAAGAUUGGUUAUUUUCAAUUAUUAAGGUUCAAAAGGCCAAAUCACUUUUUAUGCAAUCAUGUUUUAUACAGUGGUCUCAUUGCACAUUGUGUUUUUCUGCACUUUUUAUGGUAUAUCACGCUGACAUAAGUCAAUAUACACCCUAAAGAAAAAAUUCCAUUUAAUGAUUGUGCCUUGUAUUCUAUUAUUUCUUGCAUCCUUAGUAAAAUUAAGUUGUCUAUUGUAAAUGAUAACUAUAUGACUUAGGGGAAUGUAUUGUUAUAUGUACUGCUCUAGAAAAGAAAAGCAGUUAUUUAUUUGUUUAUGGUACAUUUAGUUAUUUUAUACCUUUACAAAACAAACUUUAAUACCAUUUUCUAUCACUUAAAGUAUUGUCCAGUUUUAAGAAAAAAAAAAAAUACAGAAGUAGUCAUAUUUUCUGAGAUCUGGUAUGGUACAAAAAUGUAACCAAAAUUUUCUGGUUAUACAUUAUUUUGGAAGUUUGGGUAGUGGGAAAGGGUUUUUUUGUGUGUGUGUGACCCUAACUUAGUUGAAAAAAUAAACCUGAAAUGAAACCUCAAUUCUGUACACCCUUACUUUAUAGUAAUAUUUUCUUUUUAUUUUAUUUUAUUUUUUUAUUUUUCCAAACAUCAUCUGCAAUAUCUGGAAGGGAGGGCAUACAGAAUUAAGACCUUAAAUUUGCACAGAUUCUCUAUACUUAUUUGAGGCCUAAUUCUUCACUCUUUUAUUUUCUGUUAUUAAAAAAAAAAAAGAAAUCUUAACUGUGUGAGCCAAGACCGUUGGUAUCUGGCACCGAGAGGAACAGAACCGUGCUUACUGUGGAGAGCAAACAGGCAUUUUGCUGCAAAAAAAUUACUCAAAUACUUUGGAAUUGUUAUGGAUGUGAAUUUGGGAAGCAGGGAUUUAGUUUGCAUUUCAUUUGUUGGUGUAUUAUUCCAUUAGUUCAGUUCAAGUGGAGUCCCUGGGUGUGCUGAGGAGCGGUGCGGCUCCACGGCUCGUGGUUCGUUCUGUCCCAUCUCCCUGAUGAAGGCAAUCAUUAGAAACUGUGUAAUUUCCUGAUGUUAUCUGCAUUGUAAUAUAUCAGAUAGAUUCUAUCUAAAGCUCAACUUCUGUAUUUACUCCCAUUUGUACUAAUGUUUUCUAUGGCAUGUUGAUGUAUAUAUUUAUAUAUGGAGAAUACCUUGUGAGUUUCGGAGACUGAAAUACGCGUUCCCUCAGCAGUAGGUAGAAAAUUGUACAUCUUAAUUUUACAAGAAUAGAAGGCCUUACCUGCAGAACAUGGGCACUGCUGCCCACCAGUAACACCACUGACUUCAGCCAGGAAUUUUUUAAUUCAUAUUAGACACAUUAAUGCUUUUUUUUUUUCUUUAAAAAAAAAAAAAUGUGCAUAAUUUGGGUCAAAUUUUUUAUAUAAGCAACACUAAAAAAUUAUUAGAAGUUAAUAUCAGAUUUACUUGAAAGUUCUAUUUUUAUAAUUUAAUGUCACUAGAUCACAGACUUUAUUUAUGAUACUUUCGUCACCAUCAGACUGUGCAUUUCGGUUGGGGAAAAAAAAAAUGUGUUCUUUGAGGUUGUUGUGACAUACUGUAUCGACACAGAAAAAGAGCUUUUUAUUACAAAGUCUUAACAUUUUAAAAAUGUGAGCAAUAAACCAUUGGUGGGUGUUCUGAGCUAACUGAAGAACUCCAGCUACGUGCAUGUUUUACGAUGCCAUCUCCAGUACCUGCCGACCGGUUCAGAAAAAAAAGGAGUAUCAGAAUCUCACGUGCUUGUUUCUCAUUUGCAUUUGUAAAUAGUCCAUAGGUUCGGAGUCAUAGACACGCAAAUGAGCUUACAGACCUGGCAGUUUUAAUCAUUAAAUUCUUUUUGACGUGGGUGUGAGGAUACUGUCCUGGUGUUUGUACUGGGAAACGCUGGGAAGUUGAUCGGAAGCCGCUGUAUGUACCUGUCCCUCCCUAAUUAACGACCCUUCAGCCCUUCCCUUUCUGUUGUCAGGGUGUUUUUUGGGAACUGAACUGACAUUUUUACCACUGUAGUGUUUCCUUCUUGUCAAUAUUGAACUAGAGCUCUUUGUCCCCGGGCAGUGAGCAGUGACACACCUUUACAGAGCAAUGUCUUCCUCCGGUGAUUAGCCUGCUGUGAUAUAUAUUUGCAUAUGUUUAUUUGUACAGUGUCCGGUUUGUACAUGUGCUCAGUUUGUUGAUAAAGACUUUGUAAGAUUGAGUUGGUUGAGUUAAAUAUUACUAUGGCUUAAUAUUUGUAAAGCUAUGACUUGAUAAAGGACCCUGAUGCAGCACGUAGGAUAUAUUAAUAGCUAUAAAAAAUAAAUAAAUUGUAGUGUAGAGACAACUCACUGUAUUGCUGUACAAAUAUUUUUCAAGUACCAAUUCUGAUUCUGUGCCAGAGGCUUUUGUCUUACCAAAAAAAAAAGAACUACUUACAACCCAAAAAAAUAGCCUGUCCAUUCCGUAACUUCAACUUGUUACAAUUUUUACACCACGUUGUUAAAUCUUUUGCUCACAUUUGUCGGAUCAAGGACUACAAGUGAAUGCUUGAGCGUGUAAUUUGAAUUUAAGCACGUGUUCAAUGGUUGACUGGUUCUAUAAAAGCAAUAGGCUUAACUGACUGGGACCCUUUCACCCCGCACUUGCAUAGUAAAUUGGAGGUUAGAGGACUUUAAGCUCACUUUCAUCAAGGCUUGCAUUUCAUUUGAAGCCCGCAGAUCUCGCUGAGGUCAUUUUACCAUGUUGCUGGUCAAUCAGUAGAACAGCCAUACGGCAGCAAUGACGUCGUGUCCCGAGUCCUUACCUUACUCUAAAGUAGUGUCUUUUGUCCACAGUAGUUUUUCCUUUUCGCUUUUUUAUUUAACAGUUGAGUGUUUUAACAAGAAUUUAAAUGCAACUCUGCAACAGCGCUGUGAUACAGAAGGUUGGGGGCUUUAAACCCUCACCUAGGAACAGCAAAAAGCUCCUUUUCUGUUUACUACCUAAUGAAGCCAAAUGAAGUGUGUAAAAUUGCUGUACCACGUAGUUUCUUUUAUCCCUGAAGUUCUUGUAACGGAUUGGUUUCCAAGGGGACCUAGAUAUUCAACUGAUAAAGGGCUGUUAGUUUUCUGCUGUAAAUUACUGUAUAUACAAGCUUGUUCAUACGCAGAGGAAAGUGUAUGAAAUUUCCUAAAAUUGGCCAAGGCUUGACGAUGUGUUUCCAAUAAGAAAUGGGGGACUGACAGCUGACGUGGUUUCCUUUUCUCUACCCAGGAGCGCAGUUUCUUCGCGUUCUGCUGCGUCUGGGGGAAGGAAGGGGCAGCUUUUUAAACAAGAGCUAAACCUCGAGCUGCUUUUGCAUUUGUGCUGGUUUGAAGGUGGGAAUUGGCCGUGUCAUUUCACAGUGUGUUAGAGGAGGAAACGCGCUGAGAAAGUGAGAAUAAAUCACAGAAGAAGGUGAUUAGCUUUCCCCCCCCUCAAGGGUCUAACAGCCUCAAGGCACUCUAGAGAGAAACCUUAUAAUGCUGCAAUAAAAUAAAGGUGGAAUAAAUGUAGCUUUUAGGGGCUUGGUAGUGAAACGAGUAGUCAUUUGAAUCCUUUUUAAUGCAGAUAAAUACAUCAGGAAAUUCACUUCGAAUAAUGCAAACGAUACAUUUUAGGAAGGGAUGGUAGUACUGUGCUAUGAAUUUCUCCCCUGGAAGAAACAAUGGGGUGGUAGGAAUUGGGAGUAGGAGGGAAUCCAAGUCCCUGUCCCGUGGAGAGGCCAGUGGGAUGUACAGAUACUGGGCUGGGCUGGAGACUCUGCAGAAGUUACAUUUUUGGACCAUACUAAAAAGGCAGAAGUGGUGGUGGACAACUGGAUGGUCAUCUUGCAGGAAUUAAAAUUCUUGUCAUCGUGUUUAAAUACGGAUAGAAGGGAGCUCAACUUGGAGGAAAUGACCUAGGAAGGUUAAUUUUGAAACUGACACAUUUUCAGAUUAAAAAAAAAAUAAAAAUAACGCUUAUUUUGUACAGAAUUAUGUAAACCACAAAUCUGUUGUAUGUAAUGAGUAACAGUUUUGGAAACUAUAAUUCUUUAGCUUUAUCAAGGUUGGGUUUGGUUUUGUUUUUUUUUUUCCUUCCAGAAAUCUGGAUUAUCAUGUUAUAACCUGAAGUAUCUCGCCAGAAUAACAGUGCCCUUUCUUUUUGUACAUAUGGAUUGAAAAUUUCUUUACUGUUAUGUGGACACUUUCUAUGUUAGUUUUGAUGCAUAAUACUUUGAAUCCUUUUAUACAAACUAGAAUGUAUGUGUAAGAAUUACUGUCACUGCAAUGUAGUAACUACAAACUUAUUUUUAAAUAAAUAGAAAACAUGUUUUUCUAAGCCGUC